Molecule: messenger RNA, 1329 nt
Organism: Cimex lectularius (bed bug)
Lineage: Eukaryota; Metazoa; Arthropoda; Insecta; Hemiptera; Cimicidae
Product: solute carrier family 35 member E1 homolog
Exons: 4
Coding region: 90-1142 (350 amino acids)
Cellular component (GO): Golgi apparatus
Molecular function (GO): antiporter activity
Source: RefSeq, a predicted model, not a curated record
UUUGUUGUAUUAUGUUGGCAGCCUUGGCCAUCCGAUAGCAGAUCGAUCUUCCGCCGUUGUCGGAGCCUCUCGUGUCAGUCGCUGCCAGCAUGGCUGACUCAAAAGAUCGGAGAGAGUUGUUGACCGUCGUUUCGCUCUGCCUAUGCUGGUACGUAGUGAGCAGCAGCAACAACGUCGUCGGUAAGAUGCUCCUAAACGACUUCCCGUAUCCGAUGACGGUGACAAUGGUCCAACUCCUCUCUAUCACUCUCUACUCGGGCCCGUUCUUCAACCUAUGGGGAGUAAGGCGGGCUUCAAGUUUCAGUUGGAAGUUCUACUUCAAGUUCCUCGUACCCCUGGCGUUGGGAAAGUUCGUCGCGUCCGUCUUCACGCACGUCAGCAUCUGGAAGGUGCCGGUGUCGUACGCUCAUACAGUCAAAGCGACCAUGCCGCUCUUCACCGUCGUCCUGUCCAGGAUUAUUCUCGGCGAAAAACACACUCUUAAGGUUUAUUUAUCGCUUGUGCCAAUAGUGCUGGGUGUGAUCAUUGCGACGAUGACCGAACUCAGCUUCGACCUGUUAGGCCUGCUGAGCGCGCUGGCCGCCACUUUGCAGUAUUCUUUACAAAAUAUAUUCUCCAAGAAGGUCCUUCAUGAUACGGGUGUGCAUCAUCUGCGCCUGCUCCAGAUCCUGGGCCGUUUGUCUUUCUUCCUCUUCAUCCCUUUCUGGCUGUCGUUCGACCUGGGCCAUUUGAUGAAUGAGACCGCACUGCUCCGAAGGGGGCAGGUGUUGCCGCUCCUCCUCACGGACGGCUUUCUCAACUGGCUCCAGAACAUACUCGCCUUUUCUGUCAUGUCUAUGGUGAGCCCGUUGACAUAUGGUGUCGCAUCAGCGUCCAAACGUCUCUUCGUGAUUGCGGCGUCGCUUAUUAUGCUGGGCAACCCAGUCACCUCAGCGAAUGUUCUUGGCAUGACGCUUGCCGUACUCGGCGUCUUAGCAUACAACAAAGCAAAACUGGAUGCGAGGAAAGUGGAAAAGUCUCACCCACUCCUUCCUUCGACCAUAAACAACAUCACCAUGUCACCGGUCAAGAACCACAAUGGACUUGCCAACGGUUUUCCAAGUUAUACCAACAACAACAGCAAAAUAUCGUACUUUGUUUAAUGAAAUAUCACCAUUAAGUAAAUAAAAUGAAUAAACAAAAUUUUACAUAUUGAAUUGUAUCUGAUAUAAUGAUAUAAUUUUUAAAAAAAACCAUAUCCAGAGCGAAAUUGAAUCGGUGGAAGGGAAAAACAAUUUUUUUUUUUAAAUUUUAUGUUUUUGUUGUGAUAUUUUUUUAUAAAACAAAAAA